AUUAUUUAUUUGAUUUGGACUCGUUUAAUGGACAAUAUCUCACUUGAGCCUUCAAAGCAUUCAUCCAAAGAUUUGGACACAUUAUUAGCCAAAUUAGAGAAUGACAACAAACUGUUGGCUGAGCUCGACUGCAAACUUAAGACUAAGACCACCACCGCAGCCAACAAUACCUACAGCGCCGGUAGUAUUAUCGAACUGCCAGACAGUGGUGUCGAGUCGUUGGACAACACCACUUCUAUUAACGUCGGCGCCAUUAGCGGCGGUCAUUCAAUAUCGACGUCGAUGCCUUCAUUGACAUCCGCUUACUUAUAUCAGACGCCAUCGUUAACCGAUUCGGGUAUCGGCACCGGCAGUCAGGGAUCGAAAAGUUCUACACAGACAGUCAAAUCGGGUUUGUCUGGAUCUGCACUGUUGGCGCAGAACGGAAAUAAAUCGUUGUCCACAUCGCAACAUAUGGUCAACCAUUUGCUCGACGACGACCUGGACAUGAUGGACAUGGAGCUGAUGCACGAUACCGACUAUUUGGACAGUCUAGUCCGCGACAGUAGUAGUAAUAGCCGACUGAAGCUGAUGAGCUCAGCGGACCGUUUGCUUGACGAUAAUGACCUACUAUUGCUGAGCAGUACCGCCGGCCGUCACAGUAGCAGUCAUUUGCGGCAUAGGCUAACAAAAAUGCAUUCAAAAACCACUGACGCCAUUACGCCUUAUCAUUUGCACACAUCGUCGUACGAACCACUUAUCAAACAUACCGGAGCUUUGAUCGACAAUAAAACGCCUUCACUCUCCACGCGACACGAUUUGGACAAACUGAUGGCCAAACUGGAUCAGGACAACAAAAUAUUGGCCGAACUGGACCGCAAACUACGCAACGUAACCAGCAGUGGCCUCAUUGACUCGGCAAUGGCCGCACACUAUUAUCCCAUGUCUUCGUCGUUGCCUUCGCUAAACACGGCGUCAUCGGCAGCACUGUUCCGCUCAUCCAUGCAGCCAAUGGACAGACCAGCUAUUGGCGGACCAAUUAUGGGAACGUCGGCCCUGUUGGCCGGCUUACAGGCCAAAUCAUUGGCUAGCGUGCCACAGUCGGCGACCGUACCUACGAUUGCCGCCGGCGCGGCGGCGCACAACGGCCACCAAUUUUUGCAUACAUCGCAUACACCGUUUCACCAGCCCGUCGAUGAACUAAAACUGGCCGAAGACAUUGUGGACAGCAUUGAAAUACCGAACCGGGGCCGCUGUAAGGUCUAUAUUGCCCGUUACAGUUAUGAUCCGUAUAAACAAUCGCCAAACGACAACCCAGAACAGGAACUACAGCUAUUGGCCGGCGAUUUUGUAUUGAUCUUCGGCAACGUAGACGAAGACGGUUUCUAUUUUGGCGAAUGUCUGGACGGCCGACGCGGUCUAAUACCGUCCAACUUUGUUGAAAAGCUUACCGGCGAAGAUCUGUUCGAAUUUCAGGCCAGUGUACUAUACGGCCGCGACUCCGAGUCCGAUACGGCCAGCUAUCCGCCAGAGUUUUACGACGCCAUACUCAAUGAUCAGAUGUGUCACUCGAACUUCCAGCACCUGUUGGCGCCCGAUGACUUCCACCGUAUCAACGAUUACAUUGAUUUGGAGGACAUCACCGAAAUAGAUGAAGACGUAUCUGAUUUGGAAAGGGCUGAAGAUCUAACUGCAAAGAGCACCGUGGCACCGCCACAGCGUCUACUACUUGAGCGCCAGUUGCAUAAGAGUGUCCUAAUUGGUUGGCUUCAUCCGGAGUGUCCCAAGAGUUUCAUCGAGUCCUUCCAGAUCUAUGUCGAUGGUGUACUCAAAGCAACGAUUCCCAGCGGUGACAGAACUAAAGCAUUGGUAGAGGGCGUCGACUCUUCAAUGCCUCAUAGGAUAAGCGUGCGAGCAAUGGACAGGGGUGGACGGCAAUCAAAAGACCCGGCAUGUACUGUAGUUAUAGGCAAAAGCAUACCGUUUGCGCCCUGUUGUGUAAAGGCAUCGAACAUAACAUCGGAUACGGCUAUCAUAUCAUGGUUACCGUGUAAUUCAAACUUCUAUCACGUAGUGGCCGUCAACAGUGUUGAGGUGCGUACAGUACGGCCGUCGGUCUACAAGCACCUGAUUACUGGUCUGGCGGCCAAUACGAUGUAUCGGGUGUCAGUACGUGCCAAACCCGGCAAACUGUUAUGCAGUGAUGAGAAGAAUCCGAAAAAACUGGAAAUGCUCACAACGUUUGUCGACUUUAGGACGUUACCAAAAAGUCUUCCCGAUCCACCAGUUGAUGUUCAGAUAGAGUCCGGUCCUCAAGAGGGAACACUACUGGUUACGUGGCUUCCCGUCACACUUAACCAGUUCGGCACAUCAAACAACUGUCCGGUAACCGGAUAUGCCGUGUUUGCCGGCCAUAAAAAGCUUUCGGAAAUUGAUAGUCCAACUGGUGAUCACGCGCUCCUGGAGAUAGCCUUGUUGGAGCACUUGCACAAAAAGGCGGUCACCGUUAGGACAAAGUCUGGUGAGAACCUGUCCCAGGACUCUAUGCCCUGUCAGAUACCGGACGAGUUACUCAAGUGUCCUCCCAUGCAAUUGCACUCCAAUAGAAAGACGCAUCAUUCGGACUCAGAGUCAGAUACAGAGUUUACGCAACUGAUGCAGAGCGUAGUCAGACGAUCACAAGCAUUUGAUCCAAUGAAUCACAAUCAUCAGAUGGCUUACGACGCGCACCGAACAAACAAACUGAUGGCCGGCACCGGUCGGCCAUUGCAGCGAACAAGUGCUACAAACCGUGCCCUUCAGCAGCAGCAGCGUCACCAUCAUCUGCAGCAACAGCAACAACAGCUACUGCAACAACAGAGUCACCAUCAUAUGUCAUCGCAUCCACAAACACAUCACAUUACGGGUCAGGCCAUCGGUGGUGGUAGUCAUCAUCCGCAUCACACACACCACGGCAUGAGCGACGGUCUUGGCGGCGACGGCCGUAUGACAAUACCGGCCAUCGAGAUUACAAAAGACACGCCCAGCGAGAGUAUCAAUCCUAUUGAAAGCUAUUCGGAGGAAGAGUUUGACGCCUCGAUGCGCAGGACAGCUGGCGGCAGGAUUGUCGGCGGCGGUCCGUACGGCGCCUCUCCAGUGCCACCACAACGAACACGUGCUAUUAGUGAUUACGAGAGAUCCCAUUUUGGUCCCUCCGAUCACCCAAAUCGUAGACUAGUUUCCAGCGCUCAGAUGCAGCGCGAUAGGGAGCGAGGCAUCCGAUGGUUCGUCGCUCUCUUCGACUACGACCCGCUCACUAUGUCUCCCAAUCCCGACGCCGCCGAAGAGGAGCUACCCUUCCAAGAGGGACAGCUUAUCAAAAUUUUUGGUGAUAAAGACGCCGACGGCUUCUACAGAGGCGAAGCCAACGGACGGAUAGGAUUUGUGCCGUGCAAUAUGGUGUCUGAAGCGCAAUACGACAACGAAACCGAUAUGAGACUCAGACAGCAUCAGCAGAUGGCUGGCCCAGGCGGCAGUGCCGGCCCUGCUGGUGAUCCCUGGUCUCACCUUAAUGUCAGAAAAAUGGUCGCCCUCUACGACUACGAUCCGCAAGAAUUAUCGCCAAACGUGGACGCAGAGAUGGAACUGGCCUUCAAUACCGGUGAUAUUGUCUAUGUCUACGGAGACAUGGAUGAGGACGGCUUCUAUAUGGGCGAUGUCAACGGUGUCCGGGGACUCGUUCCCUCAAAUUUUCUAUCGGAAGUACCGUCUGGAGGCGGCGGCGGACCCACUGGUGGUACGGGUCCUUCUCAAAUGGGACCAGUAGGAAUGCAAGGUGCACCAGGCCUAGUAGGACCAUCCGGCACGGUUGGUAAUAUUGGUGCGCCAGCACCUAUCGGGACCAGUACAGCGGUCACGGCAGCAUCGGCAGCAACAGCUCCGGGCGAUCCCAAUGCUCGUCAUGGCAGACACCCGUCCCAACUGGUGGGGGGCCAAUCAAUGUUGGGUCAAAGAGGCGACCUUCACAUGAUGGUCGGACAGCAACCGGUGCACCCCAUGUCGGGUCCCCAUAUGCCGGGCCAGCAGCAGCCGGGAGUGGGAUAUCCCGGCGACACUCGACGGACUGCCGGAGCUAUGGGCCAACCAUAUAUGGGUCCACAGGGCCAACUAAUAUACCCAUCGGGCCAGCAGCAGGGCAGCGGCCAAUACCCGUACACCCAGCAGUCGGGCCAUCCAAUGUCGGGCCAGCAACAGGGAUACAACCAACAGCAGCACUACCAGCAACAGCAACAACAGGCGGGCCAGCAAAUGCUCGGCCGGGGUAUGAGACAACAGGUACCCCCACAGGGACCAAUGGGGGCAAUGGGUCCAAUGGGCCCGCACGGUAUGCAAUCGGCGGGCAGCCAUCACCAGCAGGGCUACAACGCAAUGUUUCCAACCGGCGGAGUAACAAUGCCUGGCAAUAAACAACGGCCAACCAGUCUGGACUUGCACAGUGCCACCAAUAACCCCCGGCUCAAUCAGCCCAACCUACAAAACCAAUCGCAACAACAACAACAGCAAACGGGAAGCGGAAUGUUAGGCUCGCUGUUUGCCAGCGGCAAGAAAAUACUCGAAGAAGCGACCACACCGUUGGGCGCCAGAGGACCGCUCGCACAUCCCAACCAAAGUCACGCACCUAUGGGCCAUCAUCCCCUAACCGGUCAGGCAGGGUAUGACCAGUACGGACCAAAUGCCGGACCCCUUCACCAUCAACAACAGCAACAACAACAACUUCAUCAACAGCAGCAGCAUAUGUACGGCCAAACUGGUGGUCAGCCAAUGAUGGCCACCGGCCAGGGAAUGCCUGGUCAGGGUAUGCCUGGCCAGGGUAUGCCCGGCCAACAGGGAGGCACCAUAUUGAACACCAUGAAAAACAUAUUCAAAUUAUGAGUUUCUCAUAUUAGAUGCCAUUUCAUUAUAUUAAUUAAUUAUUAAACAAUAAUACUGAUAAUAAUA
This is a messenger RNA of Oppia nitens, 4956 nucleotides long. RefSeq names its product RIMS-binding protein 2-like (gene Rbp). Gene Ontology annotation, molecular function: protein binding. Lineage: Eukaryota; Metazoa; Arthropoda; Arachnida; Sarcoptiformes; Oppiidae. The record is from RefSeq and is a predicted model, not a curated record. The transcript has 14 exons. Bases 28 to 4890 code for a protein of 1620 amino acids. Gene Ontology annotation, biological process: neuromuscular synaptic transmission.